Molecule: messenger RNA, 5339 nt
Organism: Protopterus annectens (West African lungfish)
Lineage: Eukaryota; Metazoa; Chordata; Ceratodontiformes; Protopteridae
Gene: ADCY9
Product: adenylate cyclase 9
Biological process (GO): intracellular signal transduction; cyclic nucleotide biosynthetic process; adenylate cyclase-activating G protein-coupled receptor signaling pathway
Molecular function (GO): adenylate cyclase activity
Source: RefSeq, a predicted model, not a curated record
AACUCGUUGAGGCGCCUGGCCCUGCAGUGCGCGCGACCCCACACUGAGUACUGUCUGAGAAGAUGGAGGCUGCUGAAUUGGUGGUUGUAGCUCUGUGCUGAAGUGUCUCGCGGAUUAGUUAACGUGAAACAGAUAGUCAGACAAGUACAACAUAAAAGACAAUAAGUGAGAGACGGAUUUGUACGAGUGUACUUUCAGGGCUGACCAGUUGAAAACGUGAGUCUGGGGUUGGUGGAGACUUCUUCGGGGUAGCGGCAGGACAGAACGCGGCUGUUUGCGGGACAAGGCCUUGCAUGGGGCAAGGGGAGAGCGGCCUGGGUCGGGAUCUUGCUUAACUGUCUUGCCUUGCUACAGACGGAGUUACGCCAGUGGGAACUGGAGCUUAACAACACGGUUUUAAUAGACUGUUAACGGUGGCGGCCCCUGUAUAGAGGAGGUUCUUGCACGCACCCUGUGGACAGCAGCUCGGUGGUUUCCAAAAGAAAGUCGUUGACUAAGUCUGAGAGCUGUCAGUCACCUCUGAGUAGGAACACUCCGGAGGUCUGGAGAGAUGUGACAGUACUGUUAAGAGACAUGGUAUUUGGCUAAAGUUGUUGUUUGGAAGCUGUAAGAGCAGGACGGUAGCAGUUUAAGUGUAAGAGGAAAGGGUAACAACACCAUCAUUAGGACAGGGUGAUGACAUCAGAGCUGGGGAGAAGCAGACACAUAGCAGGAAGGGCAACAACACUAGGGGAGGGACAGUGACCCAGAAGUCUGGGCAGUUAGUUGAAAUACUAGAGGCUGGUGAGUGUUUACUUUGGGCAGCCACACUUUUGGGAACACUUAUGACUAGCGUGAAAACACUUAAGAGAAUGACAGUAACACUAAACCAAAGGUCUAGCAGGGAGCAUAAAACGGUUUCUUGCUAGGAAUGCCCCAGAUGAUUGUGUGAAAAACUUGGAGAAAGCAGUAGAAGUGUAACACUGAGAACCUGUUAGCAAAUUAAAGGGAGACUUUUUAGUCUAGAUGUCAGGGUGCAAACACCAGUAACUAUGAACAGGUGUCAUUGAUCGUUUACCAAAACUGAAUGUAGUAGCUGGCAUGAGUAAGAAAAAAAAAACAAAAGCUGAACGAUGCAUUUUAAAUGCUGUGGUAUGAAAUUAUUAUUGGUACAUUUAGGAAUUAUGUGUUCAUCUGCUCACACUGAAACAUUUUAAGUCAAGUGAAAGUAAGAACAUUUAGGAUCAGCUGAAUAUGGCUUCUCCUCAGCACCAGCAGUUGCUUCCUCAGAGUACUGAGGUGAGCUGUGAUGCUAGUGGGGACUGCAGUAGUGUCACUGUGAAAAUCUGUAAGCACCCAACACCAGGAUCCUCCAGCAGUAAGCACUGCAAAUACAGUAUCUCUUCUAGCUGUAGCUCGGGAGAAUCUGCUGUCAGAAGAGGUGGCUAUACAGGGGUUCGCAGAAGGAAGAAACUGCCUCAACUUUUUGAAAGGGCAUCUCGAAAAUGGUGGAACCCCAUGUUUGACUCCAGUAUUCUAGAAGAGGCCUGUAAUGAAAGAUGCUUCCCACAGACGCAAAGGAGGUUUCGUUAUGCUCUCUUUUAUCUUAUAGUGGCUUCUCUGCUGUGGAGUAUCUUCUUUGGUCUCCAUAUGACAUCCAGACAGAUUGCCUUCCUGGUGCCAACUCUGUGCUUCCUUCUAGUAUGCUCUGCACUUUUUAUAUUUACAUAUACCAAACUUUAUGCAAGCCAUUAUGUCUGGGUGUCUUUAUUCCUUACUGUUUUGGCCUUUGCUUUGACACUGGCCCCACAGUUUCAGAAUAUAUCGCACAUUUCAAAUUGUACAGGGCUUAAUUCUGCACAGCCACUGAACUACACUGAAGCUUUUCUUUCUCCAGUUGGAAGUUUUUCUAUAUGUGUUGAGGUGCUUUUAUUACUGUAUACAGUGAUGCAGAUACCACUGUAUUUCUGUGUUUUUUUGGGCCUAUUGUAUUCUGUGCUGUUUGAAACAUUUGGAUAUUAUUUUCAAGAUGCAGGUUGCUUGAUUCCAUGGAAGGUGGUUGGUAGAGCAUCCCUUCACCUUUGCAUCCAUCUUAUUGGAAUUCUUUUAUUUAUCAUGUCUGAAGUCAGGUUGAGGACUACUUUUUUAAAAAUUGGACAGUCCAUUAUGCAUGGUAAAGACUUGGAGGUAGAGAAGGCCUUAAAAGAACGAAUGAUCCAUUCGGUGAUGCCAAGGAUGAUUGCAGAUGAUCUCCUGAAACCAGGAGAUGACGAUAGUGACAGCACAGCGAAACGACCCUCAACAUCGAGUCCCAAGGGCAAGAACAAAAAGUCUUCAAGUGCAAAGGCACCAAUUGUGUUUCGCCCUUUCACUAUGCUCCGAAUGGAGCCAGUGAGCAUUCUUUUUGCAGAUAUUGUUGGCUUCACUAAAAUGAGUGCCAAUAAGUCAGCUCAUGCCUUGGUGAGUCUUCUUAAUGAUCUCUUUGGCCGAUUUGACCGAUUAUGUGAAGACAGCAAAUGUGAAAAAAUCAGUACUUUGGGUGAUUGUUAUUACUGUGUGGCAGGAUGCCCUGAGCCACGGCCUGACCAUGCAUAUUGCUGUAUUGAAAUGGGACUAGGGAUGAUCAAAGCUAUAGAACAGUUUUGCCAGGAGAAAAAAGAGAUGGUAAACAUGCGAGUUGGUGUCCACACAGGGACUGUGUUAUGUGGAAUUCUGGGAAUGAAGCGUUUUAAAUUUGAUGUCUGGUCAAAUGACGUGAAUUUGGCCAAUCUGAUGGAACAGUUAGGCGUGGCAGGUAAAGUCCACAUUUCAAGCACCACGGCUGAAUACCUGGAUGAUCGUUAUGUUAUAGAGGAUAGUCGAAUAGUAGAACGUGUUGGACAGACUGUUGUUGAUGAGCAGUUGAAAGGUAUAUUCAUUGUCCAGUGUGUAGUGUGAGAAUGCCAAGUUGUGAUGUCAUCAUGGAAGAAAGUACCACCCAAAAUGGUUGUCAGGAAGAAAGAAAAAGCAACAUGAAGGCUUUUGGAGGAAACAACCCAAAAACACAAAAUGGACUUCUGAGCCCUCCACAGGAUGAAAAACUCACCAACAGCCAGACAUCCCUGUACGAAAUGUUGCAAGAAAAAGGGAGAUGGGCUGGGGUCAGUCUUGACCAAUCUGCUUUUCUUCCACUGCGUCAUAAGACCAUUCGUGAGAAGACAGAUGCUCAUUUUGUGGAUGUAAUCAAGGAAGACAGCUUGAUGAAAGAUUAUUUCUUCAACCCCCCAAUUAACAAGCUGAGUCUGAAAUUUAUGGAUUCUGAACUGGAGACGUCUUAUCGUGCCAGUUACCAGCAAGAGGUGGUAAAGAAUGUGCCAGUGAAGACGUUUGCCAGCUCCAUCUUCAGUUCAUUCUUGGAUGUGCUUCUUUCCACCCUUGUCAUUUUCUUUCUCUCCAUCACCUGUUUCCUGAAUCAGAGUUUUACCACGUUCCCUCCCCCACCUGCAGCCAUCAUCGUUUGCGUCAUCGCGUUCGUGUUGGAAGUGCUGUCGCUGAUUGUUUCCAUCAGAAUGGUGUUUUACCUGGAUGAAGUACUGGACUGUACAAAGAACUUGCUGAAGUUUAUUUCUGACUGGCUGCCCCGGCAUUUUAUUGGUGCCAUCCUGAUAUCCCUUCCAGCAGUAGUGGCCCUUUUCCACUUCUCCAGGGAGAUUGCAUCUGAUGAACGACAUAAUUUGCUACUGUGCUGCGCUGUGAUUAUCGCCAUUGUCCAGUACUGUAAUUUCUGCCAGCUUAACUCGUGGAUGAGAUCUGCAUUUGCCACUCUGGUAGGAGCAGUCCUCCUUGGUCUUCUUUAUAGCUUCCAGUUUUCCAGGGAGAAUUUGUUCAACAGUUCAGUACCAGAUGCUGAUGGAAGAACUGGAGGCAUUAUUUACUGGGAACUGGUCUUGGCCUUCUUUCUUCUCUUGCUUUUGGUCUGGUUUCUGAAUCGUGAGUUUGAAGUCAGUUACCGGCUGCAUUAUCAUGGAAAUGUACAAGCCGACCUUCACCGCACAACGAUCCAAAGCUUGAGAGAUCAAGCUGACUGGCUACUGCGCAACAUAAUCCCAUUUCACGUUGCAGAACAGUUAAAGGUGUCUCAGAGUUAUUCAAAAAACCAUGACAAUGUGGGUGUGAUUUUUGCCAGCAUUGUCAAUUUCAGCGAGUUUUAUGAAGAGAAUUUUGAAGGUGGAAAAGAAUGUUACAGAGUUCUGAAUGAGCUCAUUGGUGACUUUGAUGAAUUGUUGAGUAAGCCUCCAUACAGUAACAUUGAGAAGAUCAAGACUAUUGGAGCAACUUACAUGGCUGCUUCAGGGCUUAGUGCCUCUCACUGCCAAGACAGCAGUCAUCCUCACAGUCAUCUGCAAAAUCUGUUUGACUUUGCCAGAGAGAUGAUGAGAGUAGUUGACAAUUUCAACAAGGACAUGUUGUGGUUUAAUUUCAAGUUGCGCAUCGGAUUUAAUCAUGGACCCUUAACAGCUGGUGUAAUUGGCACCACCAAACUGCUAUAUGACAUUUGGGGUGAUACAGUAAACAUAGCCAGUAGGAUGGACACCACUGGUGUGGAAUGCCGUAUUCAGGUGAGUGAAGAGAGCUACCGCGUCCUUCGUGAAAUGGGUUAUGAGUUUGACUACAGGGGAACAGUGAAUGUAAAAGGCAAAGGUCAGAUGAAGACAUUUCUUUUCCCAAAAUCUAUAGACAAUGGCAUUGUGCCUCAUCACCAGUUGUCAAUUUCUCCAGACAUCCGGAUCCAGGUGGAUGGUAGUAUUGGACGGUCUCCCACAGAUGAGAUUGCCAGCAUGGUGCCAUCUGUGCAAAACACAGAACAAACAGUGCAAUGUCCUGAUAUCAUGGAGGCCAAGAUCCUGCCAGUUGCCUCCAAGAAACUCAAAAGUAACUCUGUUAAGGUAGAAGACAGACACACAAGCACCACAAAAAAUACAGAAGGCCACAGUAAAGAAGUGGAUGGAACAGACAGACUUUCACAUGCACAGACUUCUAAGCAUCUCUGAGGCUCCCAGUUGAACUGUCUGUUGACCAGUGGAAUCCCUGAGGCAGAUGCUUUUAGCUGCUGUCUUGUAAUGAGGAACAUUUAUACAGCUGCUUGUAUGGUUCAGUGUUUCCUGGUGCUGUGUAGAUCACAACACCUCAGGACCUAUUAAUUCCAUAAUUAUGUAUCUGCUAUUGCGAGGAUAUGAAGUGCCUUUUACAUACUCCAUAGCCUCUUGUGCAGCUUGAUGUUCAAAUGAAUUUGUACCAGGAGUUGACACAUUUAGGCUAUGGUUGCACCAUUUAUAACUUUUAUUCUGUCACACAUGCAUAUAUAUAUAUAUAUAUAUAUA